Apis laboriosa (Himalayan honeybee) is the source of this 2378-nucleotide messenger RNA. RefSeq names its product rab11 family-interacting protein 2 (gene Rip11). The coding region runs from base 256 to 1848 and encodes 530 amino acids. Gene Ontology annotation, molecular function: small GTPase binding. The record is from RefSeq and is a predicted model, not a curated record. The transcript has 7 exons. NCBI's taxonomy places the organism in Eukaryota, Metazoa, Arthropoda, Insecta, Hymenoptera, Apidae. Gene Ontology annotation, cellular component: intracellular membrane-bounded organelle. Gene Ontology annotation, biological process: regulated exocytosis.
GUAAUGGUGCGCGAUGCGCAAGGCGGACGUAGCGGUUGUUCGAACACUAGUCAACAGUACAGUUGUCGUUCAUACAUUGCAUCAGUGGAUAGUUUGUUGGUGUGGUUAAUUUACGUAGUACGUAGAGUUGUGGAAAUCAAAACGCGUAAUGCCAGUAAUCGACAUUAAAGUAGUGAUAGUUACGUAGAUUGGCUCUUCGCAGAAAGAACAACAGAUGAAUAUUUGUGAUCGUACGUUGUAACUGAAUCGAACAAAAUGUGGAGUCCGACGCACGUUCAAGUGACAGUUCAAAGAGCGAAAAAUUUGUUAACCAAAGGAAAACACAAGUCCAACGAUUGUUUCGUGACGAUUGCGCUCGGAAAAGAAAAAUAUCAAACGUCUGUGAAGGAGAAAGCUUCGAAGGAUGUAGAAUGGCACGAAGAAUGUGAGUUACUUAUACCUGAGCAAGGAAACACUGCGGAAAUUAUCCUUACGGCCCUCCAUCGUAAUUUCUUGGGAGUUGACGAAUUUCUCGGCACUAUCAGCAUACCUCUAUCCAGCUUUGACGUUUACGAAAGACCGAGGAACAGAUGGUAUACACUCGGGAGUAAACCAGGCAAAGAAAAUACGAAAGAGAGAGGUGAACUCGAAGUAAAAAUAGGUUUCAUUGUAAAAGCUGGUAGCUUAACGGAUUUGAGCCAUAAAGAACGUCACAAAAGUUCUCUUGGUCAAUUAUCCACAGCUGCUCAUUCAAUAGGUGGAAGUUUACUCAGUAUAGGCAGUUUUGAAAAACGUAAAGGUUUAAGAAAAUUAGCUAAAUCGAUUGGAAAUCGUGUGAAAGGAAAGAGCAAACAUAAUUUGGAUAAAGGAGAUGAUUUAGAUGAAAAAGAAGAACAUAAAUUUCGAAGUACGCAGCAAGAACCAGGUGAAGCCGAUCCUGGUGUUAUUAGCGAAGACGAAGAUGAAUUUACGUUCGACGAUUUAUCUCAUAAGAGUUCAGCAUCAUCUCUAAAUGCUCCGGUAGUUGGCGGUAACAGUAAUAGAGUAGGUUCGGUGACAUCAAUUACUUCUUCCAAUAAUAAUUUUGAAACACAUCAACUUCCAUCAGUGACAGCGAAUUCGGUACCGAAUAAACCUCCACGAUUUUCUGUCAGUUCUUCUGCUAUCUCCUUAUCCAAGGUGGAUAAUAUUAAAGAAGAUGAGUGGGGUUUAAAGCUUUAUGGUAAACAAGUUAAUAAUAAUGUUAAAAGAUGGGAAAAUAAACCAAGUCCGAAAAUUAUAAUAGAUGAGCCAAAGGUUGAAUCUUGUGAAACAUCAUCUAUAAAUUCGCCUUCUUCAACUUUAAAACGUCAAGAUACUUCAGAGACUCCGAAUCCUGCACCACGUGAACUUUUACAAACAAAGAACAAGAUAGAAGAUAAAUUAGGAUCGAAUAAAGAGAAGAAUGUAAAAGAAGAAAAAUUUAAAGAGAAGAAAGAAGAUAAAUAUGGUUGUUGGAGUCCUAAGGAUGAAAAACAAUUACGAAAAGAUAAGAAAAAGGAAAAAGAAAAUAGAUUCAAGGAAUUUAAUGAUGAUAAUAAUUUAUCUUCGGAAAGAAUUAUCAUUGGAGGAGAAGAUGCAAUUAAAACUACAACAAUGAAAAGCCAUUUGCCACAUGAAGUUCUGACACAGUUCGAAGGAAAAUCAAGAGAAGAUCUCAUCGAGCUAACAUUACAAUUGCAAGCAGAAGUAACAGAAAAGAAAAAACGUCUAACUGACUUGGAAGAUUAUAUAGAUGCAUUAUUACUGCGAGUAAUUGAAUGUUCGCCACGUUUAUUGCAAAAUCCAUAUCAAUCACAAAGACGUUUGUCAUCACCUGGUCAUCAGUAAAAUAAUUAAAUGCUUUUUUGUCCUGAUAUUUUUAAUAUUGAUUUUGAGGUUAAUUACAACAUUCGGAGGAAUUAGUGAUAAUUGCACAGUAUAAUGUAUUCCAAUCAUUUUAUACAUGUUUAACUAUAACUACUUUGUAGUUGAUGCGCUUUAAUUUAUUUUCAAUUAACAGAUAGAACUAAUUUUUAUGUAUUUCUAAGUGACAUCGCUUUUAAAAGUGUAUAAACUCUUGUUGAAUUUUUAAUGUUUCGUUAUUGUUUCAACAAAGAAUGCUAUUAAGAUUAAUAUUUUAACGGGUAAUGAAAAAAUGGUGUUUGUGCCAACUAUUGUAAAAUAAGAAAAAAAAGUUACAAAUGUUCCCCUAGUCUUCCCAAAUGUAAUUGUUUAUCCAAAAAAUGUUAUUUCCGUCCAAAGUAUGAUCCCAACAAAUAUAAUUACAAUAUCUGUAUUUUUUAAUAUUUACAUGAAAAUUUCUUCAUACAAUAUGUAUCAUAUUUUCACAAAUAUAUUUAAAAUAAAUAUUAAACUAU